AUGGAACAUUCAAAAUUCACAAUCCAGCGACCCGAGCACGCGGGUGAAGUAAGAAAAAAGUUGUACUGUAAGAAAAAUCCUUUAAAGAUUGACUCCAGACAUGGCAGUAAGCGUAGCUCAUGCUACUCUGCCGAUGACGACGACGAUUUGGAUGUGCCGCGCGACAUAAACAACUGUGUCAGCGAUAACCAGAACGAGCCACAAACUGACAGAUUCGGCUUCUUCUUGGUUUCAAGUUCACUGUGAGAUUAUUACCAGAAGACUAAUGGAAUAGAUAACACUUUAGAACAAAAUUUCAAUUCGAUGCUAAAAAAUUGCGUAGAAGAGAGAAAAAAUGGAUACAAAUGCUGGAAAACUGGCGAUACUUCAUGGAUGAAAAAUUCGAACUUGUUCGUAAUCGAUGUCGGAAAGGUAUACCACCAAGCCUGCGCGGCCGAGCUUGGAAAUAUUUGAGUGGUGCUACUUAUCAGAUGGAAGUUUCUUCAAACCGCUUUGUUUUUGACGUGAGUUUAAAAAUAAGGCAUUUAAUUCCGAGGGCAGAACAGGGCACAACUUAUUAUUGUUAGGGUACGACUUCAUCGAUUUUAGGAUACAAUUUUUUUUAAAUACACUUAAGGGUACACCAAUUCGAGGGCACAACAAUUUUAGGGUACGACCAUUCUUAUUAAUAAAAGUCUUACGGGGACUGUCGCCUUGUUUAUUUACUUAUUUACUUAUUUACAAGACUUCUGAAACCUGGGGCCCUCAGGUAAAUCGUUUGUAAUCUAGCUAGCUAAUUCGCGUUUUUAACCGGAUCUAAUUAGAUUGCUAACUUACUGCGAUUAGAUUGCAAAUUCUUCUUACUGGACUGGUAAAUUUUCUAAUUAGAUUGGCGAAGCUAAUUAGAUUGCAAACACACUGAUACAUAUCAAAAAAAGAUUAAUCCGCUGAAUUUCAGCAGAUUAAUCUUUUUUGUACGGCUCUGGCAUUUCGUUAUUAAUCUAAUCGUAGUGUACUCGAGUUCUACGGCGGCCUAAUAAGAUUGAUAUGACACCUAAUUAGAUUUAUAAAUUGUCUAGCUAGAUUAAUAAAUCUUCUAAUUAAAUUGAUAUGUGCUCAAAUCAAGUUUCACGCUAACCGUCUGCUGGCUCAAAUCUCGAUUGCGCCUAGAAAAAACAGUCAAAUCUAAUCAGGUCGCGUUUAGAUCAGUAACUUUCUAAUUAGAUUAAUAUCGAAUUGCCAGAGGCCUUCGUGGACGACCUUCUGCCGUUCGGCCAUGUUUUGGGACCAAAAGUAAACUGGUCUGAAGCGACUAAAAUGAAAAAAAAUUUGUUGUACCCCAAAAUCUCUGGGAACUCGAUCGCAAUCUAAUUAGAAAACUUUGCAAUCUAAUACGAACUCGUUUGAAAUAGAAUUUGCUUGAAUUAGACUGCAAAAUCUUCUAAUUAGAUUGCAAUCACUGCAAUUUUUCUAAUUAGAUUGCAAUCACUGCAAUUUUUCUAAUUAGAUUGCAAUCACUGCAAUUUUUCUAAUUAGAUUGCAAUCACUGCAAUUUUUCUAAUUAGAUUGCAAUGUUUUCUAAAUAGAUUGCAAUUUUUUAUUAUUAGAUUGCAAUUCAGGAAAAAUAUAUUGUAAUCUAAUACAAUUUUACUGGAACUUUAAUUAAAUCUGAUUAGAUUGCGAAAUAGAGCUUUCUCUUAUUAGAUUGCAAACUCUUCUAAUAAGAUUGCAAUCGAGUUUCCAGAGAUUGUAAGAAGUUGUGCCCUAAAAGUAUUAUACUCUGGUAAAUGGAUUGCGAUUUAAUUAGAACUCAUUCACAUCUAAUUCAAGAAAGCAUGAUUUUCAGAUCUAGUUAGAAGUUUUUCAGGUUUAAUUUGAAUCUAAUUAGAUGUGAAAACAGAAAUUCGAAUCUAAUUAGAAGUUGGAUUUUUCACAUCUAAUUAGGAGUUUUUGGGAUCUAAUUAGAAAUGAUGCAAUCUAAUUAGAAAUGAUGCAAUCUCUGCGCACCGCGGAACAACUUUUUUUUCUCAAUUUUUGAAAUGUUCUCCUCGUCUUCUGUUGUUUAUUGCAUUUGUAUUCAACUGAGAAUAUCCACGUGUGUGUUCAGUGUUGCAAGUGCGCACCAUUGACAAUUCUUCUGCGCAUAACAUUAAUCAUGCUCACUCGUUUGCUGGCCUUAAUUUUUAGCUGAUGGAGAAGAUGAAGAAAUUAUCGAAAAGCAAGGAGAUGAUGAACUGAUCAUUGACCCAAGUGGAGGCUACAACGUAUUCAACGAGUUGGACGGUGGCACAUCGGAAGCGGGCAACAAAUCGGCAAGAAAAACUGGAACGGACGGCAUCUGUCCGUUCGUCAUCGGUGAGAAGUUGAUCUCUACCUCGAUAGAACAAAUGGGAUUGCUGAAUGUGAGUCUGCAUUAAGCCUGAUAUUUGCAUAGUUUCUUGCAUGCUUGUGAUUUUACGGCUCGGCCCGGACGGUGCGGAUUCUGCCUGACGAUCGUAAAUUUUGGCUUUUUUCGUCGGUUUUCAUAGUUAUUAGGUAGGAAAUAGCCUAUCCCUGUCAACUCACGAGCGUUCGAACUGUUACGCGCAUGCAAGCGCGCCCUACCGAACAUCGUCGGCGUCUCUUCAAUCUCGCACUCUCUAAUUUGAAUAAAUAAACAGCUGGCCUAAAAUUUGCGUAGUAUCUGGUGCCAAGUACGCAAAAUAUCUAGAACGGUGUUUGCACAGGGGCGACACGCAGCCAAUGGGCGUACGCCGGCGUAAAGGCGGCAAACGAAAAUUUUGAAUCGGUGCGUAGCGCCCUUCGAAAAUAAAUUCAAAUUUUUAUGGCGGGAGUUCUGAAUGAACACACGUGUCAACUUCGACAUCAAUAUGACGAACCGAGAUGAAAAAAGCCGAAAGCAUACUGAAAACUUGAAAAAACACACAGCUGAAAUUCGAAAUUUUUCUUCCGGGGCGGGCCGGUGGACAUAUUCCUAUGGCCUGGUCCGGCCCGUGACAACAAUGAAUAAUUUUUCUAGAAAUCAAUCUGGGACGCCGCACGCGGACGACUCCAGUUCGACUACCGCACUAUCAACGAACUGAUUGAGAACAGUACUGGGGAGACAAAAGCUGUUCUGAUUGGGCAAUCCGGCAUCAUGAAAACUGUACAAUACACUGUGUGUUCUUAAAUGUUUUUUGGCUUUCAGCUUGAGGUUCUGUUCGAAAAAGUGUCGAACAGCCAGACGAAAAAAUUCAGAUCGUCGCCAACAAAUGGCUGACCGAGGUAAGAAUAUACGACGAAUACACCAAAACGGUAUUUCUUUCAGAUGAUUCCGGACAACUUACGCCACAACUUCUCUGUCAGCACGAAACCACAAAAACCACAAGUUUCCCUUCCGAGUCGAUUCAUUAACCCUCCAAUCGGUAUAAAUUAUAUCUGAGUUAGUAUGCUAUGAAAUGUUUUUGCAGCCGUACUCAGUGGAGCGAUCGAAAUUCACGGAUGCGACAGAGAAAUGGUGGCGAUCACUGUGGCGCUGCUCUUCCAGCAUCACUUGGAUUAUUGCUUGUGAGUCGAUGCGAAAAACAACGUUCCAAUCUACUUUUCCAGCAGUCACGCCCGUCAUCGCAUGCAGAAGCAGAAAAAGGACGAGAAUACGAGUGCUUAG
Caenorhabditis sp. 36 PRJEB53466 is the source of this 3625-nucleotide messenger RNA. The record is from the annotation of a GenBank genome assembly. Lineage: Eukaryota; Metazoa; Nematoda; Chromadorea; Rhabditida; Rhabditidae.